ACCAAAAUUAUUACAAAAUUAUUACAAGGUAUAUAUAAGGGCUUGGUGAGCCCAAAAAUACUCGAGCUCAGAGCAACUAGCGUCACUCUCCCGCCCCUCCGUGGUUGAACUUCAAAGCUGCUGCUCAUUUCCCGCCGCCAUGAAGCUCGUCAGGUUUUUGAUGAAAUUGAACAACGAAACCGUAUCAAUCGAGCUCAAGAACGGCACAAUUGUUCAUGGCACCAUUACAGGUGUUGAUAUUAGUAUGAACACACAUUUGAAAACAGUUAAACUAACACUGAAGGGGAAAAACCCAGUGACUCUGGAUCACCUCAGUGUGAGGGGUAACAACAUUCGCUAUUAUAUCCUUCCCGACAGCUUGAAUCUUGAGACUUUGCUGGUUGAAGAGGCACCUAGGGUCAAGCCUAAGAAGCCAACUGCUGGGAAGCCUUUGGGGCGUGGACGUGGUCGAGGGCGUGGACGCGGUCGUGGCCGUGGUCGUUAAAUUGCAAUUUUUGUGCCAUAUGGUUAUAUUGUAGGAAGUAUUUCUGAGUGGUCUUGUAGACGUUAAAAGCGUGCUCUUGCUGAUUAGUUAUGUUGGCUUUGGCCAAUUGUCAUAUUUUGAACAAGUACUUUCAAGUUCUUAUGUAUAAUUCUUUCCCUUUCAACUGAUA
Messenger RNA from Lathyrus oleraceus (garden pea), 653 nucleotides. Its product is annotated as small nuclear ribonucleoprotein SmD1a. Gene Ontology annotation, molecular function: RNA binding. The transcript is spliced from 4 exons. NCBI's taxonomy places the organism in Eukaryota, Viridiplantae, Streptophyta, Magnoliopsida, Fabales, Fabaceae. Bases 140 to 484 code for a protein of 114 amino acids. The record is from RefSeq and is a predicted model, not a curated record. Gene Ontology annotation, biological process: RNA processing; spliceosomal snRNP assembly.